This is a messenger RNA of Elgaria multicarinata webbii, 3031 nucleotides long. RefSeq names its product neuronal PAS domain protein 1 (gene NPAS1). Gene Ontology annotation, biological process: regulation of transcription by RNA polymerase II. Lineage: Eukaryota; Metazoa; Chordata; Lepidosauria; Squamata; Anguidae. The coding region runs from base 106 to 2658 and encodes 850 amino acids. The record is from RefSeq and is a predicted model, not a curated record. Gene Ontology annotation, molecular function: protein dimerization activity; DNA-binding transcription factor activity, RNA polymerase II-specific; RNA polymerase II transcription regulatory region sequence-specific DNA binding. The transcript is spliced from 12 exons.
CGGAGGCUGCCCUGCGCGCCGGGAGGCGGGGGCUCUCCCUGACAGAACCCGUCGCUUGGGGGACGCAGUGAGGCUGCCCCGAAAUCGGAUGGUUCUUGCAUCACAAUGGCGGCUCUAUAUGGCAGCGAAGUGAAAUGCGUCAGCGUCGAGUGGGACUUUCUGCAGGGGCUCUUGGUGAAGAACCAGCCCGUGCCCUGCCUGCAGGCCCUGCGGAAGGAGAAGUCCCGCAACGCGGCCCGCUCCCGCCGGGGCAAGGAGAACUUUGAGUUCUAUGAGCUGGCCAAGAUGCUGCCGCUGCCCGGAGCCAUCACCAGCCAGCUGGACAAGGCCUCCAUCGUCCGCCUCACCAUCAGUUACCUCAAGAUGCGUGACUUCGCCAACCACGGCGACCCCCCCUGGAGCCUGCGAGCAGAAGGGCCUUCCCCAGCCAGCAAAGCUUCCGGCCGGAGGAACGUGAGUGCAAUGUUGACGGAGCUCUUUGAACAGCACUUAGGGGGGCAUAUCCUGCAGUCCCUGGACGGGUUUGUGUUUGCGCUGAACCAAGAGGGAAAAUUCCUUUACAUCUCUGAGACGGUGUCUAUUUACCUCGGGCUCUCGCAGGUGGAACUGACUGGGAGCAGCAUCUUCGAUUACGUCCACCCAGGAGACCACCCAGAAGUCGCCGAACAGCUGGGCCUGAAGGCGCCCUCAGAGACUCCCCACCCAAGCCGGCAGAAAGCAUCCAGCCUGUUGGCUGCCGCCUCUUCCUCUGGUCUGUCGGACGCCUCCGAAUCUGAUCCGGCUGGCUCCCAUCCUGCUGAGGGUGACGCCUUGGAACGCUCCUUUUUCAUCCGCCUGAAAUCAACCCUGACCAAGAGGGGGCUUCACGUAAAGACAUCUGGCUAUAAGGUGAUCCACGUGACGGGCCGCCUCCGCCCACGGCUGCCGUCCUUCUCCCACACCCACACGGUGCUGGGCCGUGUGAUGGGCCUGGUGGCGCUGGGCCACACGCUGCCCCCUUCCACCCUCAGCGAGGUGCGCAUCGAAUGCCACAUGUUCGUCUUCCGUGUCAACAUGGACUUGCAGAUUGUGUACUGUGAGAGCAGGAUCAGCGACUAUAUGGACUUGUGCCCCUCAGAGCUUGUGGGGAAAAGUUGUUACCGGUUCAUUCACGGCGAGGACGUGGAGGGAAUCCGGCAGAGCCACCUGGACUUGCUCAACAAGGGGCAGGUGGUGACCAGGUAUUACCGCUGGCUGCAGAAGAACGGGGGCUUCGUGUGGGUCCAGUCCUGUGCCACCAUCUCGGUCAACGUCAAGAACCCGAGCGAGAAGAACAUGGUUUGGGUGAACUACAUCCUCAGCAAGCCUGAGUACAAGAACACCGCGCUGGACGUCUUCCAAUUGCCUGGGAGCCCUGCGAGGCCGACGGAUGCCUCAGAGGCAGGGGGAGAGUUCAAAGAGAGCAGCUUUGCCAAGGAGAGCGCCCAGAGGAAGCUCUACUCCCCCAGCAAACCCGGCACCCUAACUGAGGCCUACCCAAGGAGUGUGGUGGAGGCCACGUCCCGUUGCCACAUGGCGGAGACCGAUUCCAGCGGCCCCGAAACGAGCUACCGAGACGAGGAGGCGUCGGAGGAGGCCGGCGGAAGCGACGACGAGGAGCCUCCGAGCAAACGCAUCAAGCUGGAGUUCCAGCCGGACAGCCCCUCGGGCGAGGCGAAGGAGGCCCCGCUGGGCAGCUCCGAGGAGUCGGACAGCAGCAGCGAAGCGGAGCUGGGCCUCCUCACUCCGCAGCGGGCGCGCUUGGUUCGGAAAGUGAACGGCUGCAAGGCCGGCGGGCGGAGGAGCGGGGGGCCUGGGCGCCCCUGCACUUCGGAGUUUGCCUCGGUCAUCCAGACCCAAAAGAGCGUGGCCCUGAAAGCCAACGCGGCGCCCAGCAUUAAAUCCGAACAGGUGUCCGGAGCCAAAGGGGCCCCGUGGACCUGCCCCGCGGCCGCUCACAAGGGCGGCCCUUACACUGCGAGCAAAGCCCUGAGCUUAGAGAAGCCCGCCUUGAGGCCCGCCCCUCCGCAUCUGUACGUCACCAUCCCGGACUCUGUACUCACCCCGCCCGAGAUGGACAGCGGCACGGCAAAAGGUCCGUUCGGCACCUCCCCCCGUGCCGUCCCGACAGCCCCCUCCUCGGCAGACACGCUCUCGCCCCCGCUCUCGGGCUCCCCCUGCGAAGAGAGGGCCACGUCCACGCCCUUCACCUCGCUGGUCUACCCGACUGAGAUGGAGGUGCUGCAGCGGUUCCACACGGGCAACGUGGUUGUGCCGCUAGUCCACCAGCUUGGCAACCCGCACGCCGGCACGCCGGGCUCCCCGGGCCUCUACACCACCAGCACGAUCCGCUAUGCCCCCGCUGACAUGACGCUGGCCAUGCAGGGCAACGUGCUGCCGCCCUCCCACCCCAUCAGCCUCAUGGACCUUGGCGGGGCCGAGGCGAAGACGUCCCGGGAACUCAUGUACCACCACCUGCAGCGGCUGAACAUGGUCGCGCCGUUUGGGAACUCUGCCAGCUUGGCCCAGAUUUCAGGGGGAGCGUUUGCUGCCACGGACUCCUUGUUUUCCACGCUGCCCUUCUCGGUGGCUGGCGGCGGGGUCCACGGCACAUCCGCUUUGGAGCGCAAGGAAGACUGAGGCUGAGGAACUGGGUGUGAUCGAAGGGGCGUCUCCUUUCGCCCACAAAACCACGGCCCAACUCUGCACUGGGCAGAGCUGCCGAUAAAAGAUCCCGGGUGGCCUUUUGUAGGAAAGCUCAGUGCCGUGCCAGCGUUCCCAAAACCGGGGGAAGAAAUCUCUUUGUCCUAGAACAAAUCCCCGUGCAUCUACCUGUUCGCGACACCCCUUUCUCGGCCUCCUUGCAAAAUGGGUAGAGGGUCCGUCUCUUUGCUCCUGCUCUCUGCUUCGCAGGUCCCUGCCCACCCAGAUGCUGCUGUUUAAACUGAUGCGAUUUGUGGUGUGAGCUCAGGGGUUAGCCCAGUGUAAAUGGAAAGCGGUCUGUGUGACCUUU